AUGGCGUCCUUGUCAGACACCAACUUGCCCACAACUGAGGAACGCCAAGCACACUACAUCGGCAUCGACGUCGGUACAGGCUCUGCUCGAGCUUGCAUCAUCGACUCCGAGGGGGAGAUCAAGGGUCUGGCCGCUCAGGAGAUCAAGUUGUGGCAGCCUGUCAGCGGCAUUGAGGCGUCCCACUAUGAGCAAUCGACUACAGAUAUCUGGGAUGCAAUCUGCUACUGUGUGAAGAAAGUGGUCACAGACUCCCUGGUCAAGCCAGACAGUAUCAAGGGCAUCGGGUUCGAUGCGACUUGCUCUCUAGCAGUCUUUACUCACGACACAGAUGAGCCAGUGCCCGUGACUGGCCCGGAUUUUUCAAACGAUGGUAACGAUCGCAACGUGAUUCUCUGGCUCGACCACCGGCCGAUCGAUGAGACAGAGAAGAUCAAUGCCACCGGCCACAAUCUUCUCCGCUACGUCGGCGGCACCAUGAGUGUGGAGAUGGAGAUCCCGAAAGUGCUGUGGCUCAAGAACCACAUGCCUCCCGAACUAUUCGACCGUUGCAAGUUCUACGAUCUCGCGGACGCCUUGACGCACUUGGCGACUGGCAAAGACACCAGGAGCUUUUGCAGCACCGUUUGCAAGCAGGGCUUCGUGCCUGUGGGUGUAGACGGCAGUGUCAAGGGCUGGCAAGUAGACUUUUACCACUCCAUCGGUUUGGGCGACUUGGUGAAAGACAACUUCAAGCGCAUGGGAGGAGUUGACGGGGUGAACGGCACAUACACAAGCGCUGGAGAGCUUGUUGGGCCACUGUCCGAGAAAGCUGCGAAGCAGCUGGGCCUGCCCGCCGGCAUUGCCGUAGGCAGUGGCGUUAUUGACGCGUACGCCGGAUGGAUCGGAACCGUAGGCGCCAAGGUCAAGCUCGGUCCGGACCACCUUGAUGAAGAUCACGCCAAGAACGAUGUGAGCCAGGCCUUCACUCGGCUCGCUGCCGUGGCGGGAACCUCCACUUGCCACCUCGCCAUGUCCAAGGACGCUGUCUUCGUCCCUGGCGUUUGGGGGCCGUAUCGAGAUGUGCUGAUCCCAGGCCACUGGAUGGCGGAGGGCGGGCAGUCGGCGACGGGCGAGCUGCUAAAGUACAUGCUUGAGACGCACCCGGCGUAUGCCGAGACAUUUGCCAGUGCUAAGGCAUUGGGCAAGAACAUUUACGAGUUCCUAAACGACCACCUGCAUGAGCUGAACGAACAGACCGGCUCCCCGUUCAUGGGCUACCUAACUCGGCACUACUUCUUCUACGGCGACCUUUGGGGCAACCGGUCGCCCAUCGCAGAUCCCAACAUGAGGGGCGCGGUGAUCGGCAUGAGCAGCGACAAGACGCAGGACGGGCUCGGGCUGCUGUACUACUCGGUGAUGGAGUUCAUCGCGCUGCAGACGCGGCAGAUCAUCGAGAAGAUGAAUGAGUCCGGGCACACGAUCCUCAGCAUCUUCAUGUCAGGCAGCCAGUGCCAGAACGACAUCCUGAUGGACCUCAUCGCCACGGCGUGCGACAUGCCCGUCCUGGUGCCCAAGUACGUCAACGCGGCGGUCGUGCACGGGGCGGCGAUGCUGGGGGCCAAGGCCGCCAGUGCGGGCGAGGACGGCCAGACGGAGCCUCUGUGGGACAUCAUGGAUCGCAUGAGCAAGCCGGGCAAGACGGUCCGUGCCGACCAGAACCCGGCUAAGAAGAAGCUGCUUGAGGCAAAGUAUCAGGUGUUCCUGGAGCAGUGCCGGACUCAGCGGGAGUACAGGCAGAAAGUUGACGCAGCCCUCAAGGAUGUCGUGAAUGGGAACGGAAGUGUCAACGGGAAAUAA
This is a messenger RNA of Diaporthe amygdali, 1836 nucleotides long. RefSeq lists its product as uncharacterized. NCBI's taxonomy places the organism in Eukaryota, Fungi, Ascomycota, Sordariomycetes, Diaporthales, Diaporthaceae. The transcript is spliced from 4 exons. Bases 1 to 1836 code for a protein of 611 amino acids. Gene Ontology annotation, molecular function: phosphotransferase activity, alcohol group as acceptor; kinase activity. Gene Ontology annotation, biological process: carbohydrate metabolic process. The record is from RefSeq and is a predicted model, not a curated record.